ACUCGGAAGUUGCUAGCUCGGCCGCGCUAACCCCUCGACGUUGUCCUCCACUCGUUUUACAUUUUUGUCAAAAAGCGAUUGUUUUGUGAGAGUGUCGCCGCGCCGAAAUGGGGAAAGCAGACUUCCUGUCACCCAAGGCGAUAAGCAACCGGAUCAAAUCAAAAGGUCUCCAGAAGUUGAGGUGGUAUUGUCAAAUGUGCCAAAAACAAUGCCGCGAUGAGAACGGCUUCAAGUGUCACUGCAUGUCCGAGUCCCACCAGCGGCAGCUGCUGCUCGCCUCGGAGAACCCGCGCAAGUUUAUGGACUUCUUCUCACAUGAGUUCAAAAGUGGAUUUGUGGAGCUGCUGCGAAGACGUUUUGGGACCAAGCGCGUGCACAACAACAUAGUGUACAACGAGUACAUCAGCGACCGCGAGCACAUUCACAUGAACGCCACGCGCUGGGAGACGCUCACGGACUUCACCAAGUGGCUGGGCAGACAAGGUUUGUGCAAGGUGGACGAGACUCCCAAAGGCUGGUACGUCCAGUACAUCGAUCGCGACCCCGAGACCAUCCGCCGCCAGGAGGAGCUGGCCAGGAGGAAGAAGCACGAGCUGGACGACGAGGAGAGGAGCGCCAAGUUCAUCGAGGAGCAGGUCCGCCGGGGCCGCAACGCCAAGGAGGAGGAGGAAGAUCCUGUUUACACCGAGCUGAAGCGAGAGAAUGAAGAGGAAAAAAUUGCUUUCAACCUGGGUGCUGCUGCAGCGUUAGCUGGUCCUUCCACAUCAAGUUCCCUGGUGGCCUCCAGCGCUCUGAAGAAGGCGUCCUCAUCCUCAUCGGUGAAGAGGAAAGACACGUCCUUGGUAACGGAGGCCAGGGACAAGAAGAAGAAGUCUGCCCUGGAGCAGAUCAUAGAGAUGGAGGAGAGGAAGAAGAAGCAGCAGCAGCAGCCGCCGAGGACCGAGCACUGGCUGGAGCCCGGCAUCGUCGUCAAGGUGGUCACCAAGCGGCUGGGAGACAAGUACCAUAAGAAGAAGGCCGUCAUCAUGGAAGUGCAGGAGAAAUACACGGCGGUGGUGAAGAUGGUGGAUUCGGGGGACAAACUGAAGCUGGACCAGAACCACGUGGAGACGGUCAUACCUGCGCCAGGAAAACGCGUGAGGAUCCUCAACGGAAGCCACCGAGACACCGAGGCCGUGUUGGAGGGGAUCGACGAGAAGAACUUCUGUGCUAUGCUCACGCUGGAUUCCGGUCCGCACAAGGGCAAGCGAGUGGACGUGGCCUACGAGGACUUCUCUAAACUGGCUUGAACCAUCUUUCUUUCUUUAUGUCUCAGGUGAAGGACACUACUCUACCAUGUCAGAGUUUUAAUCCCAAUCAAGUCCAACUUUACAUGACAGAUUUCAAUGAAAGAUGUAAAAAAUAUUUUAAAAAAGCAUUCACAGGAAGCUGUAGAGGUGAGGGACGAUGUAGUGGCUGUAGUGGCCGUCAAUGAAGCCCUUCCCGCUGUUGUGUACGAACCAGCAGUAGACGUCCCACCCGCGCCGCUCGUCCCGCCGGUAAUCCUUCUGCCAGCCCCUGAGCGCAGCAGCAGCCACCAAAUGGCGCCGUUUAGGACCAAACCUGACUUUUUAAUAUUUUUUUUAUGAGGAGGAGUAACCCACCUGGUGACGUGCACCUCCUUGCCCUUCACCUCCAUGGUGGCCUCCUUCUUCAGGGGGUCGGCGCCAUCGUGGAUGUCGUACACGUUCACUUCGGGCUCGUUGGAGAACUGACCUGAACCGUAAACAAUAACAUUUAUGCUAUUUCAUUCAAAUGUUACAGUUACGUUUGUUGUUUGCAAUCGGGCACGCGUCUAUAAUAAAUGUUGAUGUAUUUGCAAAUCACCAGGGCUGUCCAAACUUGUUCUUUUUCCUCCAGUGAGGGCCACAAUAGUGACACAUGAAAACCAUCUCAGAUUUGUCGUAUAGGUGGAAAAGCAAGUUAUUACCGUCAUUUUGCCCUGGAUAAGCCGCUACUUUUGGGUGCAGCUAAUUUAUGGCUAGCGUUGAAAUACUGUGCCACUCAAUAAAACAGUCUGACUCACAGUGUCAUCUUACGAAGAACACAAAAGUCGCUUAACACUCAAAAGGUGUACCUAAGAAAUAUACAAGCAUGUACCAAUACCAGUUUAAAAUGGAGAAAAAAACAACUCUUGUAAAGUCUUCCCAUAAUGCAUUGCGUCUGAGCAAAGCACUCAUUGGUGCCUGCCAGGAGGUUGCAAUGACGUCAGCCUCCCUCUGGUGGACAGAGGGAGCUGCUUGUUCUCCAAGCGGCUAAUGUAUAUACUCAUCUGUUUUUUCCUCUAAAUUUAGUGGGUGCGGCUUUUACACCGGAAUUUACGGUAAUAUCAACUUCACUCUUUCAUUUUUGCUGGGGGUUUUUUUCUUCAUAAAUUCUGUAAAUUUUCUUCCAGUAAUAUUUACUUUAUGCCCCAACAUUAUGACUUUAUUACCAUGAUAUUUUGACAUUAUUCCCUUUUCAUUAGCAUAUUAUGACAUUAUCUCCAUAAUAGUAGGACUUUUUCCCCAGUGUGUUUUUCCCAAAAAUGAUAACCUAAGUUUGUUGCGUUUAUCAUAAUAUUACCACUGUUACAAAAAUAACUUUAAAAAAAAUAGAUUUCAAGUCUGUGCUACUGGAAUUACAUUAUUUUUCCUCAUAUUACGAAUUUAUUCUUGAAAAUGUACACAUUUUUAUCUUGUUAGAAUGCGACUUUUUUCUUGUAAUAUUUUGUUUUUAUUCUCAUAAAAGUACAGCUUUUUUUCCAUUUCUGCUGGGUUUUUUCCCAAAUACACUUCUGAUAGAAAUCUUAGGACCAGUUGAAAAAUUGCUAGAAUUUGCAUUUUGCACAUUUGGCCCGAAGUCAGCUGGGAUAGGCUCCAGCAUACCCCCGCCACCCUAAUGACAAGUGGCAUAGAAAAUGGACGGAUGGAUGGAUGGAUCUUAAUGAGGUUUUAAGUAGAGCUGCAGUGUGCAAAAGUAAGAAGGGGGAGUGAGACACAAAAUUUGGAGCUUGUAAUUAAAAUAAAUAAAUAAGACUGAAAUAGGUUAUCACCUGAUCAAAAGUUUAAGACCACAGGCUAUAAAAGCCCAAAUGUGCUCCAAAUGUUGAUGUAGUGUCAUCAUUCCCACUGUCAUGCCCUCCUGAUGGUGAAGCUAAGAAGCUUUCUCUUUUCCAACGUGGUGGGAGGCCUCUCGCAGCGUGCCAUUGGGAUCAGGAAAUCAGUCAUUCUAAGUUUUUGAAAGAUCCUGAGCAUUAUGGAACAAAAAAGUCAAGUGGUAGACUCAAAAACAUCACACCUGCGCUGAGCCAGAGGAUCCGAUUGGCUGUCCAUCAAGACACAGGGCGGUCUGGUGCCGACUGCAGCACAAUAACCAGAUGCCAUCUGAGGGAAAAGGCUUUAAAAACAAAAAAGCCACCUCAAAAGUGCCCGUUUGGACUUUGCCAGGGAGCAUCAAACAUGGGACAUUGGAAGGUAGAAGAAAGUUUUAUUCUCUGAUGAGGAAAAAAUGUAACCUUGACGGUCCAGAUGGCUUCCAACGUUACUGGCAUGACAAGGAGAUCCCACCUGAGAUGUUUUCUACCCGGCACAGUGGAGGGGGUCCAUCAUAAUCUGGAGUGCUUUUUCAUUCAGUGGCGCACCGGAGCUUCAGGUGGUGCGGGGUCGUCAAACGGCGGCCGCUUACGUGCAGAUGUUGCAGCGGGCAUCCCUCAUGACCGAGGGCCCUCGUGUGUGUGGUACCAGCUGGGUUCUUCAACAGGACAACGCUGCAGUUCACAAUGCUGGCUUGACCAAGGACUUCUUCAGGGAGAAUAACAUCACUCUUUUGGACCAUCCUGCAUGUUCCCCUCAUUUAAAUCCCAUAGAGAACAUUUGGGAUGGAUGGCAAGGGAAGUUUCUAAAAAUGGCCAUCAGUUCCAGACAGUUGAUGCCCUUGGUGAAGCCAUCUUCACCACUUGGAGCAAUGUUCCCACUAGCCUCCUGGAAACACUGGCAUCAAGCAUGCCCAAAGCCAUCUUGGAAGUGAUGAACAAGAACGGUGGAGCUCCUCAUUACUGAGUCCUACUGACAACAUUUGUUGUUCUGCUUUGGAGAGUUUUUGGAUCUUUUUUGAAUGAUGGUCUUAAACUUUUGAUCAGCCUAUUUCAGUUGAAUUGUUCUUUUCAAUAAAUGACUUUUUCAAAGUGCUUUUUGUCUCACCCCCCCUUCUUGUUUUUGCAUAUUGUAGCUCUACUUAAAACCUCAUUAAGAUCCGAAUGUGCAAAAUGAUCAUUCUAGCGGUUUUUCAACUGGUCUUAAGGUUUUGAUCAGGAGUGUAUUUCAACUUUUCUUAACAAUAAUAAUAAUAAUAUAACGUUUCCUCCAACCUAAUUCUGAGGAAAAAUUGUAUUUGUUUCAACUUUCUUCUUAAAUAAUCUAGGCAUUUUCUUCAAAAUAAUAUGACUUUAUUCCCAUAAUAUUAACUUUUUCUCCAAAAUUUUUUCCCAUAAAUGACACCUUCAUGUUGUUUAUUUCUCAUAUUACAACUUUUUUUUAAAAUAACAUAGUUUUUAUAUAAUAUAUUUAUAUAAUAUUACCAGUUUAAUCUCAUAAAAUUGCAACUUUUUUCUUUUUAGAAUAUGUUUUCCUUGUAUUAGUUUGACUUUAAAAAGGGGCAGAGAUAAUAAGACUUGUCUUCUUUCUGCUUGGAAGAGUGUUUGGUUUUAUGUCAUAUUGUUUGUUUUCUUCUCUCUUGAAUGAAAUAAAUGUUUCAAAUCAAAUCAAAACUUUAUUCUCAUAAAACUACAGCAGUUUUUUGGGGGGGGGAAUUUUCAAAUAUUGAAACAUUCUUCUUGUAAAUGUAUUCUUGUAAUAUUAUAACCCAGUUUUCCAAAAACUGACAGCUUUAUUUUGUUUAGUUUCUCAUAAUAUUAUGACUUUUUUUUUUAAUUACAUUUUUAAUAUUUCAACGCCAUACUGCAAAAACUGAUUUUUUUUUUAUUGUUUUUUCUUUUUUUAUUUUUGUCAUUUGCUUUUUUCUUGUUACAAUGCAACUUUUUUCUCUUAAUAUUUUGACUUUAUUCUUGUAAAUUGCUGCUGAUUUUCCUUUUUUUUUCUUUUUUUUGUGUAAGUUUUCUUGUUAAAGGGUAUUUUUCAAAUGUGCCGAGGGCCAAUAAAAACAGCUGAGGGCUGUAAACGGCCCCUCACCCGCACUUUGGACACCACUGGUCUCCAGUGACCGUUGUGACUUGUGCAGUUUGCCUGCCACUAAAUCCUAAAGUGGUACCUAUGAGGCCGUGGACAAGGGGGGAGUAGCGAUUGUCGUUGGGCAGGUAGAGACCCAGGAAGUCCACGUUGACGGGGUGUUUCUUCCACACGCGAUGCAGCAGAACCAUCACCCGGAUGCCGUGGUUGAUGAUGACUGAGACCCUCCGGUCCUUCACAACGGAGAUCCUCAACCUGGAAGGAGGUGCGGAUCAGGUCGGACCACCCGGCUCGGACGCGGGGGGCUUACCCGUCCCGCACGAUGUCGGCCGUGGCGCCCCAGGUGAAGGUGUAGUUGCUCUUGCCGUCACUUAGGACGAUGGCGGCGGUGCUGACGGUGACGGCGACACCCGUGGGCUGGUGGUACACGGAGAUGACGCCAAAGUAUGUGGCGUGUUUGCCCAAGUGCUCCUUUUUGGCGCCGAUCAGCUGACCGUUCACCGCCACGCCUGUACGCAAGCUCAGAAUUGGACCUUCACAAUAAAAGCAUGCAGGGAGGUGUGUGUGUUGUACCUGUGCCUCUGUCUGACACCAGGUUGAGGAUGUGUCCCGGUUUGGAGUCGAUGUUGAAGCAGACGUCCAUGUUGCUUUGGGGCAGGUGCACUAUGAAAUGAGGGUCGUUGUCCACUGAGAAGGUAGAGAGAGGAAGUGUUUUGCGUGUUUGUCGCGUUAAAAAAGAUGCUGUGCAGUACCUAAGUUGACCUGCUGGGGCAGCGUCCACUCCUCCGGUCCUUUCUCUACGGGGCUGGGCGGAGCCGGCGUGGUCAUCUGGACCCAGGGGGGAGGCUGAUAGAGCACCUGCACUGGAGCCAGCCCAGGUGUCCUUGAACCUCCCAUUACUCCUCCUGCAUACGUUUUGUAUUUGGCACAUUAGGAAAAAUAUCAUUUCACUACACUUUUUUUUUUUUUCAAAAAAAGGAAAAAUCAGCAGUAAUUUUACAAGAAUAAUGUCAAAAUGGUGAAAGAAAAAUUUAUUUUUAUGAGGCGAUGUAUUGAUAUGAGAAAAAAUCAAUUUAGUAGCAUAGAGUUGAAAUAUUAAAGAAAAAUAUGUGAUUUGAAAAAAUAAAGUUGUAACAUGAAAAACAAAACAUUUUUGCACAUUUAGAUUGUGGAAAAAGUUGAAAGAAUAAAUUCAUAAUUAAGAGAAAAACAACUUGAAGUAGUUCGAAAACAGCAGAAAUGGAAAAAAUUUUUACAAGAAUAAACUCAGAAUAUGAGAAAAAAUAACUUCAUUUUAGUAGCAUACAAUUAAAAUAUUAAGGAAAAAAUGUUAUUUUGUUCAAACAAAGGUGUCAUUUUUGGACAAUUAAGUGGGGAAAAAGUCAUAACAUUUUGGGAAUAAAGUCAAUAUUACGAGAACAAAAUUUAAAAGAAGAAAGUUGAAAUAUUUGUAAAAUUUAAUAAAAACAGCAAAAAUUAGAAAAAAACUGUAAUAUGACAAGAAUAAAGAGGAAAAAAUAGCAUUCUAACAAAAAAAGUUGCCAUUUUAUGAGUUUGAGAGAAUAAUAAUGAUCAAAAAGCCGUUAGGACGGCAGGAACAUAAUAUCAUCAGCUAGUAGUCGAGUGUCCCACGUCUAGCGAUAGCGUUUACAGUAGCAGGCCCCGAACUCUGGAACACUCUCCUGCCAAACCUUAGAUCUGCUACUUCAGUCCCGAUUUUUGAAUCAUUGGUAAAAACACACGUGUUUCCCUCACUGCAGGGAAAAAGUUUGGACACCCGUAGUUUCAACAUUCAGGCACCUGAGCAGCAGCCUUGCUUGGGGUCCUUCGGGGAGUCGGCCAGCAACCUCUCCUUGGCGUCCUCGCUCUCCACCAGCAAGGCUGUGAGGGGCGUGACAAACUGAUGCUCCAUUGCCAACGCCAGGAUGCGCUGCGUGAUCUUCCUCUUCUUGGUGGCUGUCGGCGCCAAAGACCUGAAAAGUGGAGGGAAAAAAAACAAGCAAUGUUCUCCACUUCUGCUUGUUAUACUGGGACCUUCUCAACUGCCUUCCUUGAGGCCGACCUCUCGCUGAUCAUCUGCUUGAUGGUGACAUAGGCCCACAGCUGCCUGGCGAAGCCGGUGAAGGAGUGCUGCUGCUUGGCCAGCUCCAUGUCCAGCCUGGAAGUGUCCGCCUCCGUCUCCAGGGUGAUGUCCAGCAGGGCCUGCGGAGUCAGAUGAGAUGCUUACAGAACCGGUGAACGGUCGCACCUCUGUGAUGCGUUUGCAUGUCCCUCACAGCCGACGCAGUGGUGAAGCUGGUCAGAGUGUCGCUCUCAGAGGGCAGCACCUUGCCAGCCACCACCAGCUCGGAGCCCCCAAAGUAUUUGUCGAAUUGGUUCUGCGUGACGUCAGACACGGAGUCCUCUGGGAACUGGACGGUGAUCUUGCGCAGGAGAGGGUUGGCCACCUGGCUGUAGAAGGUCUGCAGAAGGUGGAAGUACAUGCUUAGAAAAGUGCCUGGUGGUAGAUGGCCACAAGACGCUGUGCUGGAUGUUGUUAGGAAAUCGUUAAUGGCAGGCGGCUCACCCGUAGCUGCUCGGCAGCGUCGUGGUUAGCAAAGAUGCGCUGGGCCAUGCCGCGGUUCUCCAUGGCGAUGCGCUCCAGGAAGUCGUAAUCCACAUCAAAGCCAAUCCCCAAGGAGAAGAGAGAGAAGUCCUCCCUCAUGACCUUCUUCACAUUCUUCUGGAUGGUGCUCAGCUUGAUCUCGCCUUCAAAACACUCGUUUGUACUGGCUGUUUAAACGGCAGGAUUUGAUCCAUCAUUGGAGACUCACCCACAGUGGGGUCACCAUCAGACACCAGGAUGAUCAUGGAGACAGAGCGAGGGUCGAUGAGUCCCUGAUUGGACGCCCGCACCAGGAUCUGCACCGCUUUCAUCAGUGCUUCAUUAAUGUUGGUUCCUGGGGUCAAAGAGUUACAUGUGAGCAACCAGCUUUCUUCUCCAAGCCCUCAUCUGCUCAUGGUACCUCCAACGGGUUUGAUGUUCUGGAUGUACUUUUUGGCGUCUGCGAUGUGUAUGGAGGAUCCAGGCAGAAGUUCUUCACUCCAGCAGCGCACGUUGUGGUUGAAGUCAAUGAUGCUGAACUGGUCGUCUAUGGUGAGGCCGUCCAAGAUGGCUUGCAUGGCCUCCACCGUCUAAGAGAGACGCUCUAAAGUCAACGCUAUUUUGCUGAAGAACCGCAAAGUGGCACCAGUUCAUCACUCACUUGCUUCAUCUUGACCCCCCACAUGGACCCGCUCACAUCGAUCACAAACACAAUGUUUUUAGGGAGCGGGGGCAGGUUGGACGGGGCGAAGAAAUGGACAAAGUGGCCGUCCGAGACCUGGUGACACCCUUUGUGAUCAGUCACGGUUUUACGGCGUGUCAGAAACCCGUGACCGGCUGUUUUUUACCUGCAGUUCACCAGCAUUGCUGUCCCGGGUCACGUCGUAUUUGACCUUGAAGACGCCGUCUAUGGCGCUGUCGUUGCAGGUGUCACACUUCCUCUGCUGCUGCAAUGUGGGCUUGAAGACCACGUGAGCCUGAGGGGGCCAAAAAAACAUUAGAGGUUUCUGCACUUCCAGAAGCGCAACACAGCAUUCCGCCCGGGGCUCGAACCAUGGUCCUAUGAAUGAGUGCCGAGAGUGCUUGCCAUUGAGCUGAGAGCCCAAGCUGUCGACUUGAUGUCUAGCACGACUCUUGAGUUGUCAGGGAGUGAGGUUUUAGGGGGAUGCCAGUUGGUACAGCUGUGCAAAGGUACAUUGGUAAACCAACUCUCAUCCACGUCACAGCAUCAAUGUAACCCGAAUGGUCCACUCCUGCACAUGCCUGGGGUUCGAACCAGGGUACACCAGAGCUAAAACUCGAUGUCCAGUGUGACUCUUGAGGUGUCAGUGAGUGAGGUUUAGGGGGUUGCGAAUAACGGAUGCCAGUUGGUGCAGCUAUGCGAAGGUACAUUGGUGAACCUCACUCCCUUUUAGGUUUACCAACUGUUACGCGCACCCCACCUAAACCUUACUCUAACCCAGGUCACAGCACCAAUGUAACCCGACUGGUCCACCCCUGUGCACGUCUGGUGCUCGAACCAGGGUACACCAAUAAGGUGAGCUCAAACUCAAUGUCCAGCGUGACUCUUAAGGUGUCUGGGAGUGAAGUUUACCGAUGUACCUUCACACAACAUUACAUAAGGUCUUACCUUCUCCGGGGAUUGUGUAACUUUGACCAGGUCUGUAAACUUCUCGCCCAAAGUGUUGGUUGUUUCCAACUUGAAGAUUCCCUUUGGCUCAUAGAUGUAGACAUCCGCCUAAAGACACAACUCAGGGUUGCUGGAGGACAUGUUGUCUUUUUGUAAUAUAUGGAGAAUAUAAGCACCCAGUCAGUUCCUCACCUGGAACUGAGGUACCAGUCUGCCAGGCUGCAGGUGCAGUGAGUGCUCAUAAAAGCCCAACUUCCUCUGCAUCAUCUCUUGGUAGUUCAACUCAAACUCAAUGUUGCUGCCAGGGGGGACGUGCACCUCCGUCUUAAAGGUCUCCAUGUCCUGAGAGUUAGCCCUGUUGCAUACAAACGUUCUUAGCUUCCUCUGUUCUACCUUCGGGUUCAAUCCGAGAGAGACCUGGCUGACUACCUGACGAUACCGGCGGCCUUGCCUCUGGCUCGGGCCUGGGCGUACAGAUUCCUGGCCACUGUCUUCUCCUUUACGGAGCCUGUGAAUGUGAUGCCGUUGACGUUCCUGCGGCACAAAAAGCGUGACAGCUGUGGGCAACCACAUGCUGCGUACGAGUCGCAUCUCUGAGGUGCGGCGUGACCUCACAUGGUGAAGUUUGUGAUAAAGGCCCUCUUAGGGAUCUGCACGUUGAAGCCGAUGGUCUGGGCCUUGGACCCAGAGUUGACCACCGAGCUCCGGACAGUGGUGUGGGCGAAGCGCGACGUGAUGCGGCUCUCCACUUUGUAACUCUUGACGGUGAUGUCAUCUCCUCGGAUGGCCUGGCCAGGAAGUGAUGGAUUGAGAAGAUCUGCAACAUUUGAACAUUCCUGAAGCAAGUGGAAGAGUCCCAGGGAUCCCACCUGAAGAGGCCUGCAGCGUUGGUGAUGACCAGCUUGUAGUUUUGCCCCUUCUUCACCUCCUCCAUCAGUAGGGUGGGGGGAGGCGUCUCCUCCUCCGAGCUGCUCUGCGGCAGGAAGUCGCCGUACAUGGAGUAGGUACCCACUAAGAAGUAUUAUAGCCACAAUCAAAAGGCUAAAAACCAGACUGGGUGUCUGCUAAAUCAAUCUAAGUGUAACAUGUUGCUUCUACAUAUAUAAGUCAUGUUUUGUGGCUGAACAUCAUUAAGUUAUGUUAUUUUAGCAUGAUUUGCAAUAACUUAACAUUUACAAAAUUCAGUUAUGUUGACAGAACCUCCUGCUGGGUCGGAUAUCAAAUGGCGUGUACAACUCCAGAACAGAAGGUGGCAGAGUGUGCGAGCAGGGAGUGCAUUUCCAAACUACUACGCCCUCCCUCCCCGUGCGCACUUUCUGCCAUUUUGUAACUCACAGCAAGUUUACAGACAGGCAGCAUCGUGGGAUGAGGGGAAACAUCAUUUUGUCUUUGUGUGAACUCCAACUGGGGCAAGACCUCACUCCCAAUCCACCCUUUCCUGACUGAGAACCACGCCCUCGGAUUUGGAGGCGCUGAGCCUCAUCCCAGUAAACGCUGAAGGCGAUCCUCGGGCCCCCAAACUGGACGCCUUGGCUGAGCCUCGACAUUGUGUCCGUACAAGUUAUGAACAGAAUGGGUGACAAAGGCAGCCUCGGCCAGCUUUGCACUUACUCUGAUGUCUUCAUUAGAGUAACCCGUCGUAACGCCGCCGUGGCAAUUAGUGAGGGUUGAUACUGUACGUGCAGGAAAAUUCAUGCAACGUCAACAAAGCAACCUUGUUGACUCCGCCCCCUCCACUCCCAUUGGCCGGCGGGCUGUUGACCUGGCGGGGGCCCAGGGGAUUGAGGUAGUCUCGUUCUUGUUCAAAGUGCAACGGAAGACCGAGUUCCCACCUCCCCACGUGUGAGUCAUGCUUACUUUUGAUAUAUUUUAUAUAUCUUUUGUAUGUUCAACCUUAGUUUUUUUAGUGCCACAUCACAAAAAGGUGAAAAGACAACUGUAGAUGUUAAAUUGAUGGAAAAUAAGAGUCCAAUAGAAAACCUUCAUCACCCAGCAUCCAUCCUAUCAACAUAUUUGAUUUUCUGUUUUUUUUCUGCAAUGAUCAUAGAAUUCUCAUGACACUUCCACCCUUUCCAUCUUCACCUCUACGCAACAUUUACCCACCCCAGCCAAAAUUCCGCUAAAAUAGUCACAGCUGUUUGUGUUUGCUCAGCUUCCAUUUUCUCCAAAUGAAAUCCACACAGUUGCAGUCAUUUGUGCUCUUUUGGGCCGUUAUAAUGGUCAUUUGUGCUGGUUUGUUUUUUGAGUUAUGGCAGAUGAUUUUAUAGCUCAAUAAAAGUUCACUCAGCCCCCACCCCCAUUUCCUCCAAAUUAAACCAAAAUAGUCGCAGUUUUUCGUUAUUGAGUUAUUGUCAUUGAGUUUAUAGGUCAACCUCUCAUUUCCUCCAAAUAAAACCAAAAAUAGUUGCAGUUGUUUGUGUGGUUUUGUGCCGUUAAAAUGGUUGUUUGUGCUGUUUUCAUUUUUGAGUUAUGACAGAUGAUUUCAUUUGUAAGUCAAAGUUCACUCAACCUCCCAUUUCUUCCAAAUGAAAACAAAAUAAUUGCAGUUGUUUGUGCUGUUUAGUGCUAUAAAAACGGUCACUUGUGUUGUUUUCAUUUUUGAGUUAUGACAGAUGAUUUCAUAGGUCAAAGUUCACUCAACCUCCCAUUUUCUCCAAAUGAAAUCAAAACAGUCAUAGUCAUUUGUGCCGUUUGUGCUGUUUUGGUUUUUCAGUUAUGACAGAUGAUUUCAUAGGUCAGUCAAAGUUCACUCAGCCCCCCACUUUCUCCAAUGAAACCAAAAAAGAUGCAGUCAUGUAUUAUUUUUGUAUGUGGUUGAAUUUGUGGUAAUUUGUGCUGUUUUGUGCCAUAGAAAUGGUUACUUGUGCUGUUUUUGUUCUUGAGUUAUGACAGAUGAUUUUAUAGGUCAAUCAAAGGUCACUCAGCCCCCCCAUUUCCUCUAAAUGAAACCAAAAUGGUCGCAGUCGUUUGUGCUCUUUUGUUCCGUUAAAUGGUUGUUUGUGGCGUUUGGUUUUUAAGUUAUGACAGAUGAUUUUACAGGUCAUUCAAAGUUCACUCAGCCCACCCCACCCCCAUCCAUUUCCUCCAAAUAAAACAGAAAUAGUCGCAGUUGUUUGUGCCAUGUUUGUGUUGUUUUGUGCAAAUAAAAUGAUGGUUUGACCUGUCAUUGAUUUUGAGUUAUUUACGUAAGGUUGAAAUAUCUGGGGAUGAGAGAACCAGCCCCCUUUGACAUGCUCAGAAUGAAACCAAAACUCAUAUUCUUUUCCACAAGUGAUCGAUUGUGCUGCUGCACUUUUUGAUUCAUGAAAGAUUUUACGGCUGUGACGUCACCAAGUACCGCUUGCUCCGAACUGAGCAAAAGCAGUCAUGACGGCCUUACUUGAUCCUAUCCGCCCUGAUGGCGCUUGCGUUCCUCCUCCUUGUUUGUCAAGUAAAAACAGGCUUCAAUGCAAAUAAAAAAGAAAGCAACGCAAAA
This is a messenger RNA of Dunckerocampus dactyliophorus (ringed pipefish), 12893 nucleotides long. RefSeq names its product Kin17 DNA and RNA binding protein (gene kin). The record is from RefSeq and is a predicted model, not a curated record. The transcript is spliced from 14 exons. Lineage: Eukaryota; Metazoa; Chordata; Actinopteri; Syngnathiformes; Syngnathidae. Bases 108 to 1289 code for a protein of 393 amino acids. Gene Ontology annotation, molecular function: double-stranded DNA binding. Gene Ontology annotation, cellular component: nucleus. Gene Ontology annotation, biological process: DNA replication; DNA damage response.